Molecule: messenger RNA, 6147 nt
Organism: Parnassius mnemosyne (clouded apollo)
Lineage: Eukaryota; Metazoa; Arthropoda; Insecta; Lepidoptera; Papilionidae
Source: the annotation of a GenBank genome assembly
AUGAAUAGUCCUGAGCUAAUGGAUAAGUAUGAAGAUGAUGAAGACGAUGAUUCACCUUUAGAAGAGAAUUAUAUACGCUGGAGCAAUUUACUGUUUCUCCCUUUCCAUCCAGUGGCAAAACUGUUGGUUCUAUUGUCAGUUAUUGUAAAAAGCAUAUUGGGACCUUUACAAUCAAUUUAUCCAAUUGUAUAUUGUUGGGACGUGCUUGACCGUAAUAUUUAUCUGUGGCUUAUCAAGGCUUUUUAUUUUUACGGCUGCGAUCUUAUUUACGGGAUUGAUACUUGUCUUCAUAUAAUGCAUAGACAAGUGACAGACGAGGCGAUGAGGCGCGAAUACUUACCAAAAUCCGCUUUUUUGCUAUUUAUUGAUAUAGCAUGUUUGAUUCCAUUUUUUCGCCUUAUGAUCUUUGACGAUUGCACUGAAGUAAAAUUCUUUCCAAAUAUAUUAUGUUUUAUAGAGUUCGUGACCAUUUAUAGGGUAGCGGAAUAUUUUUCCUUACUUACCACACAUAAUUAUUGGAAGCUUUGCAUGGGUUUCACAAUAAUGUACUUUCUUACUGUCAACUGCAUUUCCUGUUUUUUAAUUUUAUUUACCGAAAUCGGUCUGUGUAAGAACUGCGUUAAUACUGUGUAUUAUUAUAAAGACUGGCGAAAAUUUGUUAUGCAUAAGCUAAAUGAAACAAGCACAGUUUAUUCAACAUACGUCUAUGGGGCAUCAUUUAUUUUUUCUUUUCCACUGAACGUUAUGUAUGAUGAAAUAAAAGCAUCAACGUUAUUAGAAUAUUUAUAUUUUAGUAUGGUGAUGAUAUUUUUUUAUGUCAUCAAAACAUUUAUAGUUUUUCCAAAAUUGGUCGCUGAAGCAUUGUUACGACUCCGACAUAUUUAUUCAUUUUAUCCAAGAGUGAGAAUAAUAAUAGCGGAAACAAAAAGAAGGAAUCCUUCCCCAAAAGCACAUAUUGACGUUAAAAAUUUUUACGCUUUAGUAUGGAAGCAGCAUAGAGGUAUUACUCGUAUUCCUCAAAUUAUUACAGAACUGCCAAGAUAUUUGAGAAUUGAUAUUAAACAAGACUUAGUUUGGCCUGUGUUUUACCAUAGCCCUACUUUAAGGAAAACAUCUAAUCCAUAUCAAAGAUGGCUAUGUAACUAUAUACACUUGGAUUACAAACUACCUGGUUCAAGGUUUUUUGUCGGUUUACAGUGUCAAACACAUUUAUAUUAUAUAAAGUCUGGAAUUGUUGAGCUGAUUUCCAAUGACGAUGGUAUAACACCUAUUAUAUCAGUUACCAGUGGGACCAUUUUCGGUGAUAUCAGUUUUUUUCUACCACCGUUGGAGCGGAAAGUUAUUGUUCGCUGUCUGAGUUAUUGCGAAGUAUUUUAUAUAAAUCGUGCAGAUGUUCUUAAGUCCCUGCAUAAGUUUCCAGAAGACCGUAAAGUUAUUUUACAACGUGUUAGAGACAAAAUAAAGCAUGCUCAUACACUAUUCACGUGUAAAAACAAUGUAAGAGGCUUGGACAGGGCUGAAGACGAAGGGAUUGCUUGGAUUAAGAAAAGAUGGUGGGAGAUAUCAAAUGCUAUUUCUCAUUUUAAUAUAAAACAGGGACAGGAAAAUGAAGCAAAUUUUGGAUUGUCAGAAGAAGAAGCAAUUUAUCAUUGCGCUAAGUAUAUUGGACAGUUAGUACUUUGUACGGAUACGCAGUUGAAAAAGAACUCAUUGUUUGCCAGUGUCGAUUUCCCUUUCAUUUUGGUACCGAAUUCUAAUUUUAGUCUGGUGUGGCAUAAAAUUGUAAUGGUCACAGUUUCACUUGUUUUGAUUCUUUAUCCACCUAAUAUAACUAGAGCAUAUAUACCGACAUGGUUCUAUUUCUUUCAAUUAUGGACUGAUUUCAUAUAUACUUCGGAUUUAUGUGUGUCCCUCUUAACUGCUACCGAAAGUCAAGCAAAAAUUCGUGUAAACUUUGCCACAGUAAUGCUUGCACGCUUUAAAUGCUCACGAUUUUUCUUUGAUGUCUUAUCUACUAUAUGGGUUGAGCAUUUAGUGACACUUCUAGGAUAUGCUGAAUAUUAUUAUCCGGUACAAUUUAAUCGGCUCAUAAAAGUAUAUAUUCUGUUUUCCAAGUGGAGCAUUGGAAGAAAUCACUAUAUAUAUGUAUUUUUCAAUGUAUGCUUGAUUCAUUUUAUAUUUGUCUAUGUUUUAAGUUAUUUAAUGUUUGAAUUAAUUCAAAUAUUUCCUGAAUUAAAUGUAUUUUAUUUUUUUGGAAAACAAUUCUGCAUAUCAGAUAAUGCUAAAAGAAGUUGUACUUACAAAGUCAAACACGUCUUCCAAGUCUUUACUUCGUGGCUUUUAGAAUAUCUCUUUUCUGAAUUUCCACCUCUGAAAUUAGUAGAUAUUUAUGUGGCAAUGAUAAUCACUUAUGUAGGAUUCUUGAUCUUUCUUUACUGUAAGUCAGCUUUAAUUGGAACGUUUCAUGCCAACAAUAAAGAGGAAUCUAACUUUCAAUACUUCGUGACAAACAUCAAAAAACAUUACAAGCAAUCCAAAAUACAUCCGGAUCUUCUAAAACGACUAGAUCGGUAUUUAAUAUGUCAUUGGAAAUAUUACAAAGGAAUGGAUGUUUUAUAUCCCAAUCUAUUGCAAAAUGAGCCCUAUGAUAUAUACUGGAAAGUUCACGGUGAAGUUGCUGAAAAAAUAAUAAGGAAAUCACGAGCUUUUUUGUAUGCUGAUCCCUCUCUUAUUAGGGAGCUCGCCUACAACGCUAAGUUCUUAAUGCUUCCGAAAAAAGCGGCGCUUAUUAUUUUUGGUAUUCAACCCAAGAAUGUUACCUGGCUGGUGCAAGGCUGUAUUAAAUGCGAAUAUCAUAACGAGAAAGGUGAAUUACUUAAAACAUUCUACCAACCUGGAGAUAUGCUAGCAUUUACUUCGGCAUUUUUUGGAAUACCGUCACUAAGAACUUACAGUGCAAAUACUGAUUGCGAGGUUCUUUUUAUCAAUAUAACCGAGUUCUUCAAUAUUACAAAACGUUACCCAGCCGAGCACGCGCGUUACGAGGAUUGUUUAAAUAAAUUUAAACCAAGAUUUGAGAAAAUCAUUCAGAAUCAUGUACAGAAACAUAGAGAUUACCAGAAAAAAAUUCGUCAGCGAAUUUUUCAUUCUAGACUUUCAGUGGUGGACAGACGGCGGAUAAAUCGUUAUGCAAGAGGUUUUCAAUAUUUAACAACUAUCAAUAUAGCACCUGCUUCGAAAUUCAUGCGCUAUUGGAUGCUUCUUAGAGCGGUGAUUGUAUGUGUAUCAAUAAUAUCUGCAGCAUUACAAGGUGGAAGUGGUGCAUACUGGAGGUGGCCACUGAUGAUAAUAAGUGCAUUUUGUGACUGUAUAUCUAUCGUCGAUAUAGUGUUAAAGAUGUUCAUCCCCUAUUACGAUAAACGAGGUCUACUUAUUACGGAUAUAAGAGCUUGUAUAAAACACUAUCUCGUCCGAGGCUUUUUAAUGGACGUGAUAGGAGUAACGCCAUUUUACGAAUUAUUCAUGGUAUAUUUAAAUAAAGAUAUUGACGAGAACGAUGCUCUACUCAUUAAUACGUUAAGCAGAUUUGCUCAUUUGUAUUUAGUAGUCGGAUACUUUGAUUAUCUGGCUGAUACGCCAACAGUGGACAUAGCUUUGAUUAUGGUAUUAAAAUGGAAAGUUAUUUCUAUACUUCUAAUGUGUGCUGCUAGUCACUAUUUCGUCAAGAAAUGUAUCUAUUUUAAUUGGGAUAGCUCGGGCACAUUUACUAAUGCUACGCUCAUUAGCAAGUGUUGGCUUCCGACUUCAACUGAUAUUAAUCAAUACCAGCUGACUCAAGAAAACAUUCGCAUGAUCUUUGCGCAAAGCUUAAAUUUAGCUCAAAGUGGUCUCAUGCGAAUUGAUUUAGGAAUGUUUAAGAUAAGCCGGGAUAAUAUCAGCACUGCUUUGGUUCUGCUAUCGCUUGGAUGUUCUUUCUGGUUCGUGUUAUGUUAUCGUCUCACGCUAGUUGUUUUAAACACUCGCAGUAAUACGCUUUUUCAACAUGGCGUAUUUCAACUCAAAAGAUUUCUUGAGGCAGAAAGAAUUGAAAAGGAUGUAAUUAAUUCUGCUCAGAGACAUUUUAUGUAUGUGUGGCAAAGGACUAAAGGAAUAAAUAUACAGCAUUUGAUGAAUGAACGCAUUAGUGUCGUUUUUAGACAGGAUUUAAAUUACUAUUUUUUUAAAAAAACACUCGCAGCCCUCAACACAUUAUUACAAGGAGGCGAACAACUAGAGAGACAACUGGCAACCGCCUCCGUUCAGAUGUAUUUCUUACCAGGUCAAGAAAUUGUAAGGGAGAUGGACUUAGCUCCAUGGGUGUAUGUUGUCCAUCGCGGCAAGAUUGCUGUUAAGCGAGAGGGUGAAAAGUUGGCAAUCCUAACGAAGGGGGCUAUUUUUGGUCAGCUUGAUGGAAUAGAGUCGCGACCCGUGCGUAUCUCCGCAGAGGCUGAAGGUUAUGCAGACGUUUUGCAAAUAUCUAUUGUGGAAUUCCAAGAAGCUCUAGAUAAUGAGACCAGAAGGAACAUUGAAAGUGAUACUCAAUCCAAACUAGAUUUUAUGAGUAUAACGAAACAUAUAACUGAGGACCCUUAUGACACUAUUCAAUACAUCCUUCGCGGAAAAAAGGCAAUAAAACUACCUUGGAUGCAAACGCACGUGGAUGCACAAAAUGGUACUUGGUAUUCCCGCUGGCUUUUCAUUACGUGGUUAAUCGAGCCAGUUGUCACUUCAGUUCUGGUACUCUCUUUGGAAACUGUACCCGAUGAAUCAACGUACAUACUAUAUUGGAUAUUACUUGUGUUAGAUAUUGUUCAUUUUCUUCAUUUCCUUUCUGAUUUCUUUAUGAUGGAGUUAGUAGUUGUAAAAGGUAAAUGCGUGAUGAGGACUUUGAAGUAUAGAAAGCUGUUGGAUUGGGGUUGUUACGCAGAUAUAAUUUCAUUGGUUGUACCUUUAGUUACCUUUAUAUGGGGGAAUUGGUUAUAUCAAUUAGUAAAGCUGGUAAGGCUUCGGCUUCUCUACGAUUUUUAUAAUUAUUUCUGCACGGGAUUCCAGAGCAGAUUUGGUUCUCUAUUACUAAAAUUUAUAUCGGUGCUAUUGAUUCUACACGCUAUGACCUGUGGUUGGAUAAUGGUUGCAUGUAGAGAAGAAGAAUUUCCUGUGAAUGUUCCUGAAAUACCACCUCAUAUUAAUGCUACAAUUGACUACAGUGAAUGGAUGCAUCCAAAAGAUAGAAAAAGAGGUUGUGCAACAGUGACGAAAACGUUUCAAAUCGAGGAUAAAAACCAGUUCAGUUUUGUGGUCCCAAGAACUUGUAAGGCUGAUUACAUUGUAUCAAUGACUUAUAUAUUGAUCCUUUAUACGCACACUGAGAUGGAGUCUGUUUUAACGUUAAAUUUAAAGCAAGUUUUUUACAAAAUUGUAAUCAAUUUUAUAAUUUACCUUUUGGAUAUAUGGAUUUUAAGCGUUGCGAUAAGUGCUGUGUACACAAAAUUUAGUGAAUUAUAUGAUUAUGACUAUAACGUGGCGAACUUGAUUACUUAUUUGAAACACACUGGACUGUCACCGACUUUGUUACAAACUGUGGAGAAUUACACGAAACACUUAUGGCAAAGGCAGAGAGGUAAUUGGCUACCUGAGCUGGCACAAAAUGCUCCCCAGUGCCUUCGAGAAGAUAUUUUUGGCGCGCUGUACAUGUACCAUUUGAUGACACCGCCUCUCCUUCGAGACCUGCCUCAUUAUUUUAUUCGCCAAUUAGUAACGAGACUAAAUCGGGUUGUUAUCUUUCCUGGAAAAAUGAUCGUGCAAGAAGGUGACAUAUUUCCUUGUAUGUAUUUUAUUCACGAAGGAGAAGUCGAAAAGUGGGUUACCGACAAAGGCGGCGACAAAAAAAUGAUAUCCCUUUUAAGUACAAACGAUUAUUUUGGAUUUAUACCAGGUCUCUUCCCGAACUCUCCAUUUCAAUUCACCUAUAUGUCACGGACGGUCGUUGAUGUAGUUUUCCUGAGAUUUAAAGACUGGCAAGAUCUUCUGCACGGGUACCCUAAAAUCAAAUAUAGUCUAUACACGGCGGCAAAACAAUUGAAAAAGGAAAUGAUGGGAAAAAAUUAG